Cyprinodon tularosa is the source of this 5155-nucleotide messenger RNA. Its product is annotated as small conductance calcium-activated potassium channel protein 2-like. Gene Ontology annotation, biological process: potassium ion transmembrane transport. The transcript has 11 exons. Gene Ontology annotation, molecular function: small conductance calcium-activated potassium channel activity; calmodulin binding. NCBI's taxonomy places the organism in Eukaryota, Metazoa, Chordata, Actinopteri, Cyprinodontiformes, Cyprinodontidae. Bases 306 to 3248 code for a protein of 980 amino acids. Gene Ontology annotation, cellular component: neuron projection; plasma membrane; neuronal cell body. The record is from RefSeq and is a predicted model, not a curated record.
CAGUAGAUUGAGUGUGGAUGCUGGAUUCAACCUCUUCUUCAGCAGCAUAUAAUGUAGCCUAUUGUCGGAGCACCCCAAAGGAGAGAUCGAUCUCCUGCAACCUGUGCGCGCAUGGCACGCAUAGGACCGAUACUGAGUGGAAGGCGGUGUUGUGGCUGUAUAUGGUGACGUCUUAAAGGCAGGUCUUGGUCAAACCUACCAAUGGUACAAGUCGGUCCUACUCUGCUAGGACUGAGCGCAAUGAAUGGGUGUCGGAGCUCUACACGGCUAAGGAGCACCCGCAGCGCAACCAGGCGGAUAAGGGGAUGCGGCAUCGGUACGCGGGAGCUGUCCAUCAGCACCACAUACCCGGCGAAAAGCAAGGAAGCAGCGAGCGGAGCCGAGAGCAAGUCGCUCCCGUUUUCAGCCUGCCGCCCCCGCCCUCUUCUCACCAGCGAGUCCGCACUUCAGCCACCGCCGCUCAGCGCCAGAGCCUCCAGGAGCUCCCGUGCGUGAGCCAGCCCUCCCGGAGAACGGUGCGCAGCGGCGACCCUCUGCCGCUGGCAAGCUACAGCACCGGCCGGCGACCUUCACGCCAAGGCGGCGAAACCGGUCAGCAGGAUCCCUGGGCCCCGGACGGCUCCCAGCAGCCGCCGCCGCUGCAGUCAGAGAGGGAGGCUGUUUUUCCAAGCUGCCACUGCAGCUUUUCGGAGCAAGAAGCGAGCCUUUCUGAUAACCGACCCCAUCCUUGUCACCCUCUCCUCCCGAAACCCUCCCCACCGUUCCCACCACGCAUACCGCCGCCGCCAACGUCUUCCUCCUCCUCUCUGCUCUUUUCCCGGGGAUGUGAACGAGAGAACCGUCUCCGAAGGAGUGCCAAUAAUCACCAACAGGCGAACGCUGUGGAACGCUGCAGGGGAGGAGGAGGAGCAGGAGGGCACCAAGACCACAGACAGUUGUUGCAGCAACAGCAACAUCACUGUCAUUUAGGACUCCAACAGAGGGACCCCUCCCCUGAAGGAAGCUCACAAAAAGGGCGCUCUUUGGAUGCAUGCAAGUCAAACGAGGCUGAGAAAGCGUUUCAGUGUCAGACUCCGGAUCUGCAGCAGCAACAGAUCCCACAGUUGCGUGCGCAGCAACAGCUACUGGUGGGAAGCAGUCUGCCCGUCAACCACUGCGCAAGCGGCUCCGGAGAGCUAUGUAGGACUCACCGGGAUCCACUGCUGCAACAGCAGCUGCUGCAGCAGCAGCAGCACUGUGACAAAGAUCGCAAUAAGUGUGGAAGGAUCACCGCGGAGGGCGGUCAGGCGCAGCAACACAGCCGCGGCUCCCGCGUAACCCCCCCUGCAGCACCGCCGCCGCCGCCGCGGCACACUUACGCGGGCAACUCGUCUGCUACUGGCAGCCACAGCAGCAGAGACAGCCCCAACUACGGCUCCAGCUAUCACCUGUGGCCGGAGAGCCCGCAUAAAGGAGAGGAGAGGAUACGCAUCGACCUCCAUCAGGCCUCAACUGAGCAGAAGAAGCUGAGCCAUGCUGGAUCCAAGCCCUCCCUCUCUGAGAGCAGUGGCAGACUCCCUCAGAUAGCCAUGAACACCUGCAAAUACAAUGGCGGAGUGGUAAGACCACUAGUGGGCAGCCUGGCGUCCUCGUCGCGCCGAAACCUUGCAGAGCUCGACUCAGAAACGCAACCCUUGCAGACCCUGCACAGCUCCGGGUUGGAGGUGGUAGUGUCCAAGGGAAACGGCGGUGAAAACCCCAGUAAGGCAUCCAACGAGAGCCUCGUCAGGGAGGGCAGCGGGCGAAGCAGAGGCCGGGCUCCACAAAAGAAGAACAGGGACAUUGGCUACAAACUCGGUCACCGGAGGGCGCUGUUCGAGAAGCGAAAGCGACUCAGUGACUACGCACUCAUCUUCGGGAUGUUCGGAAUUGUUGUCAUGGUGACGGAGACAGAACUUUCAUGGGGGGUUUACACUAAGGAAUCUUCAUACUCAUUUGCACUGAAAUGCCUUAUCAGCCUUUCCACUGUUAUUUUGCUUGGUCUUAUAAUAAUGUACCACGCCCGGGAAAUCCAGCUUUUCAUGGUCGACAAUGGCGCGGACGAUUGGAGGAUAGCCAUGACGUAUGAACGAAUCUUCUUCAUCGUGCUGGAGCUUCUGGUGUGUGCCAUUCACCCUAUCCCAGGCCAGUACGUCUUCACUUGGACGGCGCGGCUGGCCUUCACCUACACGCCGUCCGUGGCAGACGCCGACGUGGACAUCAUCCUCUCCAUUCCCAUGUUCCUGAGACUCUACCUGAUUGGCAGAGUCAUGUUACUCCACAGCAAGCUGUUCACGGAUGCUUCAUCCCGCAGUAUCGGCGCCCUCAACAAAAUCAACUUCAACACCCGCUUUGUCAUGAAAACCCUCAUGACCAUCUGUCCGGGAACGGUGUUGCUGGUGUUCAGUAUAUCCUCCUGGAUCAUUGCUGCAUGGACUGUGCGUGUCUGUGAGAGGGAUACCAUGUAUCAUGACAAACAGGAAGUGACCAGUAACUUCCUGGGAGCCAUGUGGCUUAUCUCUAUCACCUUCCUCACCAUUGGCUACGGUGACAUGGUGCCGCACACGUACUGUGGGAAAGGCGUGUGUCUGCUUACGGGAAUCAUGGGAGCUGGUUGCACUGCGCUGGUGGUUGCAGUGGUUGCCAGGAAGCUGGAGCUGACCAAGGCUGAGAAGCAUGUCCACAACUUUAUGAUGGACACACAACUCUGCAAACGAGUAAAGAACACAGCUGCCAAUGUACUCAGGGAAACAUGGCUCAUUUACAAACACACCAAGCUGGUCAAGAAGAUAGAUCAUGCCAAGGUGCGGAAACACCAACGCAAGUUUCUCCAAGCCAUCCACCAAGCUCAGAAACUGCGCAGUGUGAAGAUGGAGCAGAGAAAACUCAACGAUCAGGCCAACACAUUGGUGGACCUUGCAAAGACCCAGAAUGUGAUGUACGACCUGGUGUCAGAGCUGCAGGAGCGAAGCGAGGAGCUGGACAAGCGCAUCGGCACGUUGGAGGACAAGCUGGACUCUGUGGCGGGCAGUUUGCAGGCACUGCCCUGCCUCAUCUCCCAAGCCAUAACCCAGCAGCAACAGGACUUCCUGGACGGCUUUGUUCACCGCUUUCGGCCUGCCUCUCUAGCGUCGGAACGCUCCGAGCGCUCAGAGAGAUCUUGGACUUCCACCACCCGAAGGCGGCGCUCUCCCUCCACAGCACCACACACGUCUUCUGACAGCGGAUAACCUCGACAGAUCCCUCCGUUAGCCUCCCACGAGCUCCAACACCUUUUCCUGAAACCUAAACACAAACCCACAUCUUGCUCAUCUCUUCUCUCUCUUUCUCUGCCUUUUUUUUUUCUUUCCCACACAUCAACCGAAAAAGAAAAAAAAAAACUAAUCUGAAACCUCAAAAUAAUCCAGGUUCUCUGUGACUGAGCCUCUCAGCACAGGUCUGGAUUAAAGCGUCUCCAAGAGAACAAGCAAAAGCAAACAUAAAGACGGGAAAACACAAAUGCAUCCAAAACUGUCAAAGAGAAAAUAAAUAAAAAUCAAUUUGAAAAAAAAUGGCCGAGAUAAAGUAGAGAUAUGGUUUAUGUUUUAGCCAUUGUAUGGCUGUUCCUGUUAGCUUUUUUUGUAAAAGCCCUUGUAUAGUUAAAAAAAGAAAAAAAAAACGACUGAGGGUCGCUUCAGGGUCGCUGGGGUGAGAGCUGGCUAUCACACCGGAGAGUCCUUAACCGCACGGGAGGAUGUUGGUCUGGGGGAAACGGAGGUCGUCGGGUCACCUGCUGGCCCUCUGAGGCCGUGGAGGACAUCUGUCCGUCCAUCUGUCCGUUUCUCUGUUUGUCCAAGGAGAGAUAAAACAUUUGAUUUCCCUCACAAAAGACAAGUGUCAUGGAUUCUUUGUCAUAGUUUAGGGUGAAAGCUUUAGGAGAAAAAAACCACGGAAGCUCUGACGUUCAGGUCAGGGUGUGAAAAAAAAUGCACUUCAAAGGGAGGAGAAACUGUCACAUGAAAGAGUCGCUAAGAGGAUGCUUAUGGCAUUUACUACAAGGUAGGAGAAAUGUACUCGUUUGCCAACUUCAAGGUAUCACCUUCCUUGUUCUUACCGAGGAAAAAAAGAGAGCAACUAUCUUUUUUAGUUACAUAUUGACAUGUGAUUUUUCAGUGCCUGAAUGUAUAAUAGUAGAGGGUUAUUUAAUUACUAAUUUCAAAGCUUUUUUACAAUGUCAACAGUCUGAAUACAACAUUGCAUUCCUUUUUCAGAUACAUUCCUCUCCAAAAAUGUAAAGAAACUUGUCUUAAUGUAAUGCAUAUCAUUGCCUCCAUUACACUGCAACUCCAAACGUUAAAUAUAUAUAUAUAUUUUUUUUUCUAUUUCUACUAACAAUAACAGAUCAAAAGUUCAGAGGUUUAAUUUGGAGAGGAUUUGUUCGUCGGGACGGAGAGUGCUGCACACCACGAUGAAAAAUGAAGUAGUCUUACCUUACUCACCGAUUAAUUAGAGCUUCCUGUGGUCUUUUUUAAAGUGGCAUGGCUUGAAUCGCAUCCUACAAGCCACCCAGCCACGCGUCACCGGUCGGGUUUUUAAUAAAAACCAACCAGACGGGGUUUUUUUUUUUUUUUUUUUUUUUUGCAUGGUUCUGUUGAAAAAUGACAAGAAAUCACAAUCUUCCUGCCUUGAAUAUUCACAAUUUUUGCUUUUGAUUAUGUUACUUCUGUUUGUUUUUUUCGCUUUCUAUCCUUUUUUAAAUGCAUUUUUACAUUUUUAACUAGAAUAUCUAGCGUUUUAGAUUUGCAGAUCUUAGAGAGUUGCAGUAAUGUUAAUUCUGUAAUGCAUUCCCUGUUCAAAAUAUGAAGUAAAAAAAAAAACACUAUUACAAAAGAUUAUUAAAAGGCUACAAAUAAAAGUGUUGAAAAUACCUACGGAACAUUGAACUGAUGGCUCUUCAAAUGAGGCAGAAAGGUUGCCUUUCUUCCUGGCUUUCAUGCUGACUGUUUGACUGUUAUCACUCCUACGUCUGAACUGUAAAUAUCACAUCAGGUUAAGGUAACAUCAGCUCUUUUUUUUUCCGAUUCCAGAGACUAAGACAUUAAGAUGUGUUCAUAAAGUUUACAAUUUGGUUUUAUCAAAAAUAAACAAGUAAAAAUUA